AUGAAACUGGAGAAGGGUGAUGGUUGCUGGACGAAGACUGAGGAUGAGGUCUUGAAAGCAGGGGUGAUGAAGUAUGGAGUAAACAAGUGGUCUAAAGUGUCGUCUCUGUUUAUGUCGAAGACGCCAUCGCAGUGCAAAGCCAGAUGGGAAGAACGUGUGAGCCCGUUGCAGGCAGGCUCUGAAUGGAGUAAUGAGGAUGAUCAGCGCUUGGUUACUGUUGCUAGUACCUUCCAUCCGCAGUGGGGACUAAUAGGGCAAGUAAUGUGCAGAAGUAGUCAAGCAUGUUAUGAAAGAUACAAUGAGCUUACAUAUGGCAAAAUUGAUGUUUUUAGAUAUGGCGAACUUGAAGAUGCAAAUGGGAAUGGAGAUGGCGAAGUUUUGGAGAUGGCAAGUAUAAGAAUAAACGAGUGUAUAAAUCGAAGAGAACAAAAAAGAAUGCGAAAAGCGAUUACAGAUGCAAAUAAGGAUGGUAGUCAUGGUAAAGACACCAAAGACAAGUAA
Molecule: messenger RNA, 501 nt
Organism: Ordospora colligata OC4
Lineage: Eukaryota; Fungi; Microsporidia; Ordosporidae
Exons: 1
Coding region: 1-501 (166 amino acids)
Biological process (GO): mRNA splicing, via spliceosome
Cellular component (GO): spliceosomal complex; Prp19 complex
Source: RefSeq, a predicted model, not a curated record